CAGGAACACCUAGCUCCUUCUGAGCCCCUUUCAUUUGUUGGGGCUGUGGAAGAAGUCUUGAAAAGUGACCUGCCGGACAUUGAUGUCCUUACAAUAGCCCAAACAAUGACAGUAGACCAGUUCUAUGAUUUGGGAGUAGCUCUUGGUUUCACCAUACAACAACUGGAUGUCAUAGAAUACAGGAGGUUCCGUGACAGAGAGCAGGCCAUCUAUGACAUGUUGGUGACAUGGAGAGAGAGACAACCGUCCGGCCAAGCAGCAAAGGAAACGUUCCUCUCACUCAUGGAAUCUUUAGAUUCACCAGCAGAAGGAAUCGCCAUAUCAGACAUUGGACUCACUGGAGAAAUUCCUGACAGGACACUGCUCGCGUUCGCCCGUCAGAUCAGACCGGAAAAGUUCUUUGAGAUUGGCGAGAAGCUGGGAUUCAACACGUCAGAGUUACAACACAUUGAACAUCGGAUACUAUACAACAGGAAAAAUGCUAACAUCCAAAUGCUCUCAAGUUGGAAAGCAUCUCAGACUUCAGGGCCCGAAGCAAAGCAGACACUGAAGCUGGUUUGGGAGUCUGUGCAGGACGUUUCGAAAGCAGAGAAAACCAAGGAUAGUGGAAAGGGCAUUGCUCUCUUGAAUACGAAAACUGCUGGCACAUCUCAAGCAUUAGCUGAGGAAUUAUAUCAAGGAACUGCGGAGACCGAGAAGAACGAUUAUGACAAUCUUCCGGAAAAGGCGCAAACUGAUGGAACAGACAGUGUAGAGCCAAUAGACUACGCCUUAGCAGGACUAGAUUUCCCCAAAGCAGCGCAUGCGCAAGGGCCCUCAGGAGGACAGACCAUGACACAUGAGCCUACAUCAACCACUAACCAACCUCUUCUAGAUGACAAGUCCUCCGAGAACCAAGAUGGGAAGAAAAUCCACUGGGAUUUUUUGACAGAUAGUCCUCAAGAACUUACGCUUCAAGAUAAUGAAGUAUUAAUAUCAUGCGGCAUCAGAUUCUCACCUUCUGGAGUCAAGCUCAGCGAAACUAUCAAGGUCACGUUGGACCAUAAUGCACAUUUCACCAAUCCAAGACGUGCAGAGAUCGUCUUCUACACCCGCAACAAAGACUCAACAACUUUUCUGAGAAUUCCCGCAUCCACCAAUGGUUGUCCACGUUGUGACGUCAGAUCAAAGGACUUGGAUUUCUACGUAGAUCAUUUUAGUGAUUGGUGGAUUGUGGCCGUAUUCACUCGAUACUUCAUUGGAAAGAGGGUCCGGUGCACGCCAUAUAUACGACCACCUGUCAUGAAAGGGUUCACGCACUUAGUGCUACUCUGCAUAUAUGACGAUCUCGUGGAUGUUAUUGAGAAAAUAAACGAAGAAAUGAAGGAGUACAGAAAGCUCUAUCCACCCCAGCCAAUGUUCGUAGAAUGGAGGUAUGGUGAUAUCAAUAUCGAGUUGUUCGAUGGCUCAAAGGAAAAUAAGGAGAACAUUGACAAACAGAUACUAGGUGAAAGGGAUAUGUACCUCUUUGAAAGUAAACAGUUCUCCUUUGAAGUGAAGCCACUCGUGUCGGGGGCAAGCCAAAGGUUCCUCGAAUUCACCUUGGAUCAAAGAAAGUCUUCUUCUUACCCUACCCUGAUUCGUUUCGACUUGAAAUAUGAUGCAGGAGCAGCAUUCUCUACCAUGGAUGCAGGAUCACAAUCAGCAGAGGUGUCAACGCUAUCAGGUCCAUCGGAUGAACAGAAAGUGACAGAUGCGGAUAUCCUGAACCUGGCAAAGCUUCUACCACCUGAUCGGUGGAGCCAUCUUUACGUUGCUCUUCGCAUCGAUUACAGCACAGCUGAAGGUAUCAGAAAGGAGUUUACAGAGAAAACUGAGCAAUACAUACACCUCCUUCAAAAUUGGAAAGCUGCAUCAUCUCGGACUAGAAAGGAUUUAAAUGCAAUCCUCGUUAAGGUAGAAUCAGGAGGACUUGUAGACACGUACGUGGAUUAGGUGUAAAACUAGAACGAGAGAGUAAGA
Strongylocentrotus purpuratus (purple sea urchin) is the source of this 2001-nucleotide messenger RNA. RefSeq lists its product as uncharacterized. The record is from RefSeq and is a predicted model, not a curated record. The coding region runs from base 106 to 1974 and encodes 622 amino acids. Gene Ontology annotation, cellular component: membrane. Gene Ontology annotation, molecular function: netrin receptor activity; protein binding. NCBI's taxonomy places the organism in Eukaryota, Metazoa, Echinodermata, Echinoidea, Camarodonta, Strongylocentrotidae. Gene Ontology annotation, biological process: netrin-activated signaling pathway. The transcript is spliced from 13 exons.